Messenger RNA from Cylicocyclus nassatus, 587 nucleotides. NCBI's taxonomy places the organism in Eukaryota, Metazoa, Nematoda, Chromadorea, Rhabditida, Strongylidae. The record is from the annotation of a GenBank genome assembly.
GUUGCCUUCUUCGUAAAAGCUCUUUUCUAUAACUACGUCUACCUUCUUCAGGAAUGCAAGCUGCUUUGUUGGUGAUCCUCAUAGGUGUUUGGAUCGUUAGCGCCGUGUAUGAUCCAGUGUUCGUUGAUGAGCUCAGAUCUUUGGUGAAACACAAAAGCGACAGAAAUUUGCUAAAGGCUCUCAGAGAUAAUGGUCAUCUGAACCGCACUACGAAGGAAGAAAUUCUCAAGGUGAUUCUUAAAAUACAAAACGAGGAAACAAAGGGAGCUUAUGCAACUGCAGUGGAAAGGACAAAGCAACGGCGUAAAGCACAGUAUGAUAAAGUACUAUCGAAGGCUGGAGCAAAUCAAGCAGUGAAGGACUUUUUGGAACAAGCUGAAAAGAUCGAGAAUGACAUGACUAUCACAGAUGACGAUGCAAGAAAGAAGGUGAAUAAAUUGAAAAGAAAGCUGACCCGAAAGCAGCGCAAACUUGUGGAACGACUGCAGUAAUUUACAUGGUUUUUCUCAGAAAGCUGACGGUAACCGGAAGUUUGUGGUACAACGAUUUAUCGCAUAUAGUAAACAUACAAAGCAGUUGACCCGUCU